Molecule: messenger RNA, 2125 nt
Organism: Pocillopora verrucosa
Lineage: Eukaryota; Metazoa; Cnidaria; Anthozoa; Scleractinia; Pocilloporidae
Source: RefSeq, a predicted model, not a curated record
CGACAACCUGAACCUGCGAUAGACGCGUCGUAGCAGACCAGACAAUCCUAGAGGACGAGAGCAAUACAAUACAAAGCGAAGUAACUCUUUGACUGUCAAGUAGUCAUUUACUGACAAAUGUCUCGGGCAUCGAAAGCGGUUUUGGAAGCAUUAGGUUUUCAAACGAAUUCGUACGUCUCGACAGGGCGGGCGGAUCUUCAAGAAAGAAGAAACAGUGAACAAUUAACGGUUUCAUAUUUAGAAAGAAAAUGGAACCAGUCAGCAAGCGAAGGGAACCUCCCCGGAAUUGUUGCAUUAUUGGAACAGGAUCCAAACCUUGUAACAACACAGACUGCUCUUCAUUGGGCUGCCAAAAAAGGGAGAAAGGAUAUCGCCGAACUUCUCAUAAAUACAGGAAUGGAUGUAAAUAUGAAAUCGGUAGGAAUUAAAUUUGGAUACACUGCGUUACAUCUCGCCGUGAUCCAAGGCCGAGAAAACGUCAUUGCUUCUCUGUUUGACAGCGGAGCGGAUGUUGACGUGCGCGAUAACAGUGGUCGGAAACCCAAGCACUACGUUAAAGAGACUACAUCGCUCUGGAUACAAAAAAAACUUGGAAAGACAUUGGCACCGUCAGUUUUGGUAUCAUCUGGCGAACCCCUGAACAAAGGACUUCAAAAUAUCGGCUCCAUAUUCUUACAGAUGAAAGUACUAAGCAAUUCACUUGGAACAGGUCUGGACAAACUGGACGAGGAACCGGGAACAUUAUCUCCCCCAACACCACGAAAGAAAGCGGCAAGAUCGGCGUCCUUUGUCAAGAUCUGCAGAAACGUUACUGGCAAAUUUAAGGACAAAAAGGCAUCUAAACUGGAAAUCCCUGAAGAUGUUGAAGACGUCACAGGCUAUCACAGGACAGGAAGAGCAAGAUCCGCUCCAGAUAUCAAUCACAUUACAGAAUGGAGUCCGCGUAUUAUACAAGUGAUGCCUUAGCAAGUGAUAUACCAGAAGCUUGGCUUUCACGAUGGUGUUUUUCCGGUGUGUGUAACAUGACAUCGCUGACCCAUAUAACCUAAGCACGAUAAUAUAGCCUUCAUAGACCCUCUUUUUGAUACGCCAUCAGUAGGUAGUUUUCAUAGUCUGCAGGCAGGCCCUAUUAUUCUUCGUACUACAAGACAAGUGUUUGUCCUUCCCCGGGGGGAUUUAAGACGAAGUUUGCCAGGGGUCUGGCGCUCACCAUCAGUACCAGACCCCUAAGCAGACUUCUCGUCGACUUGCGUUCUUCAUGGCCUCCCUAGUAAUGUUUCGAUUAGCACUCUCCUUCUUAUAAGUGCCCUUCUUGAAUCGGUUUUUGUUCAUGAUAAUAAGCGCCCCUAAUGAGUAUGCAUCCUCAUUCCAACAAGUGCCCCUAUAUCAAUAAGCGCCCCUAUUCCAAUAAACGCCCUUAUUUUUGUUUCAGAAAUAGGACUGAAAAAGUACAUGAACAUGAAGAUCAACCGUGGUCUAUCUUACUUUAGUUGCUCACUUUAGGCCACACGACAAUAUGGUGGUCAUCGUCUCAGUCUCUCUAGUAUUAUGUCGCCAUAAGUGCACAAAUCCUUUAAACGAAAGAUCUCGUCUCAAAGCUUUCUUUCGCACAUUCUUCUGUUUCUCAAAAUAAAAAUAAGCGCCCGUUUCGAAUAAGCGUCAUCCCUUGAGGUACCAAAAUUAAAUAGGUUCCCAGGGUGCUAAAUCGAAUCAUCACGAUACUUUCACGAGGGCGGAGGAACCCUUGUGCCGAAGGAGCCCUCGAGAUGAAGGAAACCUCGUGCCGAAGGAGCCUUCGUUCUGAAGCAAACCUUGUAACAAAGGAACCCUCGUGCCGAAGCGCUAAUAACAAAGGCCUGCUCCAAAGCUACAGUUUUCCUGAUUCCUUUAUCUGAUUGUGUCUUCCCCCUGAAACAACUGUAAGGCAAAUUUUCCUCUCCACUCUGUCAACAAUAAUUGACAGGUGUUCAUUUUAUUAAAAAAGAUUAAGACUACAAAAAAAACAUCACAUCUGUACAAAAGGUGCAAUAAAUAUUACCAACUACGAAUCUAACGGAUCUUGUUGACAUCGAAUCAAUAAUUCACAAGACAAAAAAUGAAGAAAGAAGCCCUGGCGAUAAAAGAA